This is a messenger RNA of Penicillium oxalicum, 93 nucleotides long. RefSeq lists its product as uncharacterized. Lineage: Eukaryota; Fungi; Ascomycota; Eurotiomycetes; Eurotiales; Aspergillaceae. The transcript has a single exon. The coding region runs from base 1 to 93 and encodes 30 amino acids. The record is from RefSeq and is a predicted model, not a curated record.
AUGCGGGCGAUCCGCACAGUAUUCAUCCGACUGAAUGUAGAGCGACGUACUAUCAUCUCUAAAAGAAAGAAAACCGCGUCGCUUCGGUCAUAA